Salvia hispanica is the source of this 828-nucleotide messenger RNA. RefSeq lists its product as uncharacterized. The record is from RefSeq and is a predicted model, not a curated record. NCBI's taxonomy places the organism in Eukaryota, Viridiplantae, Streptophyta, Magnoliopsida, Lamiales, Lamiaceae.
GCCCAUUUUACUCUCUCAUCACACCAUACGCAUUUGUCUCUCUCUCUACACUAUUUCUGUUAAUCGAUGGAGGCCUUGAAUGAGAAGAAGAGGGGCAGAGGUGAAUCGGAGGAGGCGGAGCUGGAGAUUUACUCGCCGGAGGUGAAGCGGCUCCGGGAGAAUCUCCUGGAUGGAUUUGACGACGAGGUCGAGUUCUGCGCCGCAGCUCAGGAUCUCGACUUGUUCAUGAAGAGCUUCGAGGAGGAAAUCAUCGCUUCUCCUGGGGAAGCUGUCGAAUUGGUCGAUCUCACGUCGGAUUCCGGCGAUUCGCGGCCGGAUCUAGGGUAUUUGUUGGGGGCUUCUGAUGAUGAGCUCGGGCUUCCGCCGACAGCGUCUUCUUCCUCUUCUUUGGAAGUGACUGAGUUGGUCCGUGUUGAGUCUGACUCGUCUGAACUCGGGAGCGAGUUCUGGGAGAUGCCGGGUUAUGACUCGUUCGAGUUCGGACUCGGGGAGCCGGAGUCGAACUAUGGGAGCGGCAACGGUGAAUACGUGGCGAUAGACGGGUUGUUUGAUUACUCGGAUUUGGGUUUCGGGUCGGGUGAUUUUGGAUGGACACCCGAAACACUGCCAGCCCAAUAGCACCCUAUGAUGCUAGUUUGAAAAUUAGGCGAAAAAUAUACUGUUAAUAUCUCUUUAUUUUUUUAUACUUGAUGGAAAUAUUGUUUAAUUAGGCGUAACUAACUCGUAAGUCGGGAUCUAAACAAUUUGGUCGUUAAGCGAAUUUGGCGUAUAAAAAAUGCUUUGUAAUUGAAUUUCACAAUGAAGUUAAAGAGUCUUUGAAGAAGGUAA